Molecule: messenger RNA, 1430 nt
Organism: Rhododendron vialii
Lineage: Eukaryota; Viridiplantae; Streptophyta; Magnoliopsida; Ericales; Ericaceae
Product: 12-oxophytodienoate reductase 1-like
Exons: 5
Coding region: 124-1242 (372 amino acids)
Molecular function (GO): FMN binding; oxidoreductase activity
Source: RefSeq, a predicted model, not a curated record
CUAAACAUGUUCCGCCUCUUAUUUGACAAAAAGAAAGAUCAUAUAAGUGGUUGUGAGAUGACCCAAGCAUAUUUCGGGUGAGAAAAUUAAGGUGGAAGAAGAAAGUAAUUAGGGAAGGAGGUGAUGAAUAUGGAGGGAGAAUCUCUAGCCCUGAUGACUCCAUACAAGAUGGGCCAAUUUAAUCUUUCUCACAGGGUAGUUUUGGCACCGUUAACGAGACUGAGAUCAUACAAUUGUGUGGCACAACCACAUGCCAUUUUGUAUUACUCCCAGAGAGCAGCAAAAGGUGGCUUUUUGAUCGCAGAAGCCUCUUUAAUUUCGGAUGCAGCUACAGGAGGCCCAAACAUGCCUGGGAUUUGGACGAAAGAAUAUGUGGAGGCAUGGAAGCCAGUUGUGGAUGCUGUUCAUGAGAAAGGAGGCAUUUUCUUUUGCCAGCUUUUCCAUGCUGGCAGAGUCUCUAACUAUGAUUAUCAACCUAAUGGUCAACCUCCAAUCUCAUGUACCGACAAGGCGAUAAUCAGCAAAGUCCACAUUGGUGGCUCUGGAGGAGCAGAAUUCUCACCUCCGCAUCGGUUAUCAGUUGAAGAAAUAUCACAAGUUAUCAAUGACUUCAGAAUUGCAGCAAAGAAAGCUAUUGAAGCAGGUUUUGAUGGGGUGGAGAUUCACGGAGCCAAUGGGUACCUAGUUGAUCAAUUCAUGAAGGACCUAGUGAACGACAGAACAGAUGAGUAUGGAGGAAGCUUAGAAAACCGUUGUCGUUUUCCACUAGAAGUUGUUAAAGCAGUUGCAGAUGAGAUUGGAGCAGACAAGGUUGGGAUUCGGCUUUCCCCUUUUGCAGACUACAACGAGAGUGGAGACUCGAACCCAGAUGCUCUUGGCCUAUACAUGGCCCAGGCAUUGAACCAAUAUGAAAUACUCUAUUGUCAUGUGAUAGAGCCAAGGAUGAUCACACAGUUUGAGAGGAUAGAGACCAAAACUAGUUUGUUGCCCAUGCGGAAAGCUUUUGGGGGAACUUUCAUUGUUGCCGGCGGCUACAAUAGAGAUGAUGGAAAUGAAGUAAUCGGCAAUGGUGGUGCCGAUCUGGUGGCGUUUGGGCGCUGGUUUUUGGCUAACCCAGAUUUGCCAAAAAGGUUCGAACUUAAUGCUCCCCUCAACAUGUAUGAUAGAAGCACCUUCUAUUCACAAGACCCUAUCAUUGGAUAUACAGACUAUCCAUUUCUUGAAUCCACUUAUCAGCAUUAAGCUACGGGGAAGGAAACAGCAAGAAUAAGGGCUGGCGAAACCCAAACCCCACACUACACUUUACAUUCAAACAGAACAAUGUAUGAGAAUAUUCUGCAUUCACAUAGUAGUUUCUGUAUGAGAAGAGUACUGUGGAAAUCUUUGUCAUUUGACAAUUACACCAGAAAAUAGGAACUCCAUCAAACAUA